Messenger RNA from Necator americanus (New World hookworm), 438 nucleotides. RefSeq lists its product as uncharacterized. The transcript has a single exon. Lineage: Eukaryota; Metazoa; Nematoda; Chromadorea; Rhabditida; Ancylostomatidae. The record is from RefSeq and is a predicted model, not a curated record. Bases 1 to 438 code for a protein of 145 amino acids.
AUGACGCAAACCAAGAAGAUUAAUUACGACGUCAUCGAACUGACCAAGACGAGAAGACGUCACCCUCUCAAUGCCAUAUAUGAAACUGGAGAAGAACUGUUUUUAGGAACAUGCGAAUGUAGAGGUGUUGGUGGUGUUGGCAUCCUCGUCCACACGAGUAUGGCAAAGAACAUCGACUCUUUCGAACAACUUACGACUCGAAUCGGACAUCUUCGAAUGGGAAGAUGUGGUCUAACCUCAGCUUUGAAUAUCUUCGUCGCUUACGCUCCAACAUCAAGCUACGAAGAAGAAGAAAUCGAAGCUUUCUAUAUGGACCUGGAGAAGUUCUACCGAGAAGAUCAUGCUUUCUACAAGGUCAUAAUCGGCGAUUUCGACGCCGAAAUUGUCCCAACAAGAACGCCUGAGGAACUUCAUAUCGGGACCCUCGGCCUCCAAUGA